This is a messenger RNA of Linum tenue, 2699 nucleotides long. The record is from the annotation of a GenBank genome assembly. Lineage: Eukaryota; Viridiplantae; Streptophyta; Magnoliopsida; Malpighiales; Linaceae.
GGAAGAGUCUCAGUCUCCGAAAGUUGGAAAAUGGCGUCGCCGACUCCCAAUUCUGAAAAUCAACCUUCUACGCCGGAUUCUCCGACAUCGGCAGGCUUCAAUACAGAUCAACUCCCUCACCAUACCAGCCAUAACAACACUGACGACGACGAGGCCUCUGUCGAUCCCCAAAUCAUUCCAGAUGAGCCCGAAGAGCUUGCGGAGGACGAGGAAGAGGAGGAAGGAGAGGAACUCUACCACGAUGAUUUCUUGGAUGAUUACCGGAGAAUGGAAGAGAACGACCAGUACGAGUCAGUUGGGUUGGAUGACUCCUUGGAGGACGAAAGGGAUAUGGAUCAGAUCGUGCAGGACCGCAGGGCUGAUGAACUAGAGCUUGAGACUCGUGAAGGCCGCAUGACUAACCGAAAGCUUCCUCAGCUCCUCCACGACCUUGACGAUGACAACUACAGGCCUUCGAAGAGGUCUCGAGCUGAUUUCAGGCCUCCUACCGAUCCUCAAAGUUAUGAUGAUACCGAUGGUAUGCAAAGCUCUCCAGGAAGGUCCCAGCGUGGACAUUCAAGAGACGAUGUGCCCAUGACUGAUCAAACUGAUGAUUAUCCUUAUGAGGAUGAAGAUGGCGAUGAAGGUGAGUUUGAGAUGUACCGCGUCCAAGGAACUUUGAGGGAGUGGGUUACCAGAGAUGAGGUUCGACGUUUCAUAGCCAGGAAGUUCAAGGAGUUCUUGCUCACCUACGUGAAUCCGAAGAGUGGACAAGGAGAUUUUGAGUAUGUGCGGCUGAUAAAUGAGAUGGCGUUAGCAAAUAAGUGUAGCUUGGAGAUCGAUUACAAGCAGUUCAUCUACGUUCACCCAAAUAUUGCCAUCUGGCUUGCUGAUGCUCCUCAAUCAGUCCUGGAGGUCAUGGAAGAGGUUGCCAAAAGUGUGGUCUUUGACUUGCAUCCAAAGUACAAAAAUAUCCAUCAGAAAAUCUAUGUCCGUGUUACCAACUUGCCAGUAUAUGAUCAGAUCCGGAACAUAAGGCAGAUACAUUUAAAUACCAUGAUUCGCAUUGGGGGAGUUGUGACUAGGCAUUCAGGAGUUUUCCCACAGUUGCAACAAGUCAAGUAUGAUUGCAACAAAUGUGGGGCAAUAUUGGGACCUUUCUUUCAAAACUCGUAUUCAGAAGUCAAAGUUGGUUCUUGUCCUGAAUGCCAAUCAAAAGGACCAUUUACCGUCAAUAUUGAACAGACGAUUUAUAGGAAUUACCAGAAACUCACACUUCAAGAAAGCCCAGGAAUUGUGCCAGCGGGCCGGCUUCCUAGACACAAGGAAGUGAUACUGCUGAAUGAUUUGAUUGAUUGCGCCCGCCCUGGUGAAGAGAUUGAAGUGACCGGUGUAUACACGAACAACUUUGACCUAUCUUUGAAUACAAAGAAUGGAUUUCCCGUCUUUGCCACAAUAAUUGAGGCCAAUUACGUUACAAAGAAGCAUGAUCUCUUUUCUUCGUACAAACUUACCCAGGAGGACAAAGAAGAAAUUGAGAUGUUGGCCAAAGGCCCACGGAUAGGAGAAAGGAUUGUAAAGUCCAUUGCUCCAUCUAUCUAUGGUCAUGAGGAUGUCAAAGCUGCAAUUGCGCUUGCAAUGUUCGGAGGACAGGAGAAAAAUGUUGAAGGGAAACAUCGACUACGUGGUGACAUCAAUGUACUUUUGCUGGGUGAUCCUGGCACCACAAAGUCUCAGUUUCUGAAGGUGAGCAUACAUGAGGCAAUGGAGCAACAUAGUAUUAGCAUUUCAAAAGCUGGGAUUGUUACAUCUCUUCAAGCUCGAUGUUCUGUUAUUGCUGCUGCAAAUCCUAUUGGAGGAAGAUAUGAUUCAUCGAAGACAUUUGGGCAAAAUGUUGAGUUGACAGAUCCAAUUGUUUCUCGUUUUGACAUCCUAUGUGUCGUCAAGGAUAUUGUGGAUCCUGUAGCAGAUGAGAUGCUUGCAAAAUUAGUUGUAGAUAGUCAUUUCAAGUCGCAACCUAAGGGUGCUGCUAUGGAUGAUCGGUCCAUGAACGAGUCCCAAGCAGACAACCAAGCCACUUCAUCCCCCACUGAUCCAAAGCACGGGCAAGGAGUCCCCGUAGCAGUAAGGCACAUUGAAUCUAUGAUAAGGAUGUCUGAGGCGCAUGCUAGAAUGCAUCUCAGACAGUAUGUGACAGAAGAAGAUGUGGAUAUGGCCAUAAGAGUUCUUUUGAAUUCAUUCAUAUCAACUCAAAAGUACGGGGUGCAGAGGGCUUUGCAGAAGAGUUUCAGGAAGUACAUCACAUACAAGAUGGACUACAAUAGAAUGCUUCUCAAUCUUCUGAGGGAGCUUGUGAGCAAAGCCCUGCGCUUUGAAGAGAUCGUGUCUGGUUCAACCUCAAGGCUUAGCCAUAUCGAUGUGAAGAGACAGGAUCUCCAAAGCAUGGCCGAAGAAAGGGGGAUUACAGAUUUGGAACCUUUCUUUUCCAGCAAUGACUUUUCAGCUGCCAAUUUUGAGCUGGUGGAAGAGCGUCACUUGAUAAGGCAUCGCCUUCCAAGGCAGUCACAGUAGUUGGGUGCAGGUUUGGGACGAGUAGUAUUAGUGUACCCGCGGUGGGCUCCUCUCGCUCUCGCUGCAUAUCGAGAGCUAUAUUCAUUUGUGAUUUGUUGUGACACUUCUGUCAGACGUGUGCUUAUAUUUUUCAGCUAGUUAUGUUGAAU